Molecule: messenger RNA, 1490 nt
Organism: Equus quagga
Lineage: Eukaryota; Metazoa; Chordata; Mammalia; Perissodactyla; Equidae
Gene: POLR2C
Product: RNA polymerase II subunit C
Exons: 9
Coding region: 39-866 (275 amino acids)
Biological process (GO): DNA-templated transcription
Cellular component (GO): RNA polymerase II, core complex
Molecular function (GO): protein dimerization activity; DNA binding; DNA-directed RNA polymerase activity
Source: RefSeq, a predicted model, not a curated record
CCGACUUCCGGGCGCGGCGCCGGGGGCGGCGGGGCGCGAUGCCGUACGCCAACCAGCCCACCGUGCGCAUCACGGAGCUCACCGACGAGAAUGUCAAGUUCAUCAUCGAGAACACGGACCUGGCGGUGGCCAACUCCAUUCGGAGGGUCUUCAUCGCCGAGGUGCCCAUAAUAGCCAUUGACUGGGUUCAGAUUGAUGCCAAUUCCUCAGUCCUUCACGACGAGUUCAUCGCACACAGGCUCGGAUUAAUCCCCCUCACUAGUGACGACAUCGUGGACAAGCUGCAAUACUCCCGGGACUGCACGUGUGAGGAGUUCUGCCCCGAGUGCUCGGUGGAGUUCACUCUCGACGUGCGCUGCAACGAAGACCAGACACGCCACGUCACGUCUCGGGACCUCAUCUCCAACAGCCCCCGGGUCAUUCCGGUGACAUCCCGGAACCGAGAUAAUGACCCUAACGACUAUGUGGAGCAGGACGACAUCCUCAUCGUCAAGCUGAGGAAGGGCCAGGAGCUGAGACUUCGAGCCUAUGCCAAAAAGGGCUUUGGCAAAGAGCAUGCCAAGUGGAACCCUACUGCAGGGGUGGCCUUUGAAUACGAUCCUGACAACGCCCUGAGGCACACAGUGUACCCCAAGCCAGAGGAGUGGCCAAAGAGCGAGUACUCGGAGCUGGAUGAGGAUGAGUCACAGGCUCCCUACGACCCCAACGGCAAGCCGGAGAGGUUUUACUACAACGUGGAGUCCUGUGGCUCUCUGCGCCCCGAAACCAUCGUCCUCUCCGCCCUCUCUGGAUUGAAGAAGAAGCUGAGUGACUUGCAGACCCAGUUAAGCCACGAGAUCCAGAGCGACGUCCUCACUAUCAACUAGCCGCACUUGCCUGCCUCGGCAGGAAGGGUCAGAGCAGCGGCUGGAUUUCAGGUCUCUCCUGGGACGUCAGCACUGGGGAGGGCAGCUGUGCUCGAGCUUCUUGACAAGCCACCAGCUAGGAGGGUAGCAGCGGGGAGCGAAGUCCAGCCCAGCCUUGCUCGGUCACAGGUAGACAACCAGGGGUGCCACUGAGAUUUGAGGCAGGACAGUGUUUUCUGGCCGUUGGGCUUCCCUGGCCCUGCCUGCUAACUGCCAGCAGCAGUCCCCAGAGCGUCCCUUCCCCGUCUCCUCAUGCACCUGGAGGCGGCCACACCGCUUCCCUGUUGAGAACCACUGGGCCACUGUCGUCCUUCUCUGGUCAUUUCAGCUCUUUUCUCCUAACCCUUUCUGUCCAAAGUUGGAAUUUCCACACUUGUACCUGUGGUCUCUGAUGUUAGGGUUGAGCGCCAAAGCGCUCAUCCAGGCUCCUACAGACCCUUCUAGCCCUGCCCAGGGCCAGCCCACGGCACUUCGUUCAAACUCCCAUGUCCCUAAUUAGAGAAGCCUUUGAGAAUAGCGUGAGACGACCCUGGCUGUCCGCCUCCCCCCCCCCCCCCCCCCCAAUAAACCUUGUAUUUCACUCUC